GUUAAUGCUAAGAAGGGAAACUCUCGCGAAGACUUCCCGGCCAGGUGCCGGCAAAUAUGGAGCGGCCGGGCGAGAGGACAGCAUGUCCGCUGACAGGGUUGGGUGAAGAAAACGCCGCUCCGGACUCUGAGCCGCUCGGAGCGCUGGAGGGUUCGCCACCUUGGCUGCAGCCUCCGAACUCGGGCUGGGAACGAAUUCGAGAGCUCUUUCGGCGGAAUGACCAAAAGGAAUACCCAGAAGAAUCUCUGCAUAUAGUUAAAGCAGCGUUUACGGGGAGUCUUGUUGGCUUCGUCUAUGGCGGUAUACCUGGAUAUUUAAAUGCCAAAAAACAGUACAUUGAGCAAUGUGAAGGAGAACUCUAUCAUAAUCGGCUGGAUGCUGUGCAAUCUAUGCAACGUUCAGCAAUCAGGGGAUUUAUCCGAUAUGGUUGGCGGUGGAGCUGGAGAGUUGCUGCUUUUGUGGCAAUAUUCAACACAGUGAAUACUUGUUUGUCUGUAUAUCGUGGUAAAAGUACCCUUGGUCACUAUACUAUUGCUGGAGCUUGUACCGGCAGCUUGUUCAGAAUGCAGUUGGGUUUGAGAGGUCUGAUUGGAGGCAGUGUUAUUGGAGGACUCUUGGGUGGCUCUCUGGGAACAUUACUAAUGGGAUUGCAAAAAGUUUCUGGAGAAACCUUUAUUGAGAGAAAGAAAAGGACGAAAAGUGAGUUACAUGCAUUAAAGAUGGCAAAAUGGGAAGCCACCCUUGAUAUUCUUGAAGAUAUUUCAGAAGGAACAGAUAAUAUCCUACAGGAAAAAGAUGGUAGAUAAUCUUCAAAAAUUCAAGUUUAAAAAUGGACUAGAAGCCCUUUGUGGGACGGAGAGAAGUUUGAAUGCCUCUGGACACAUAAUUAAAUAUGUGCAGGUGACAACAGAACUACUUUUUGUGGCGAAAACAGUAACUUUAAUUUUUGAAAGAAAAAAAAAUAAAGGUGUAUAAAAAUAAUUCCGGGGAAUAUUAAUAUAAAACACAAAUUCUUAGAUGUACUGUUACUGCUCCCUUAAAUAUAAAAAAAAUCAGUAAAUAUACUUGAAAAACUGUGGCUUUUGUUCAGUUUAGAACCCAUAAUGUAAAAGAAGUUUGAAUCACUUAUGCCUUGAUAUGUCCCUUAUAUCAAAUCCUUAUAGCAAGCCAGUACCUCACAUUCCCAGCACUUCUUUCUGGACAGAGUGGUCUCAAACUCUAUUUCUUAGUGCCACUCCCCUUCCACCAGUGAUAAUGAACUGAGUUUAUUCUAUUUCUGCAACUAUUAUUUAGGAAAUAAUUUGAAUGAAUGUUAGGAAAAGAAAAGAAAAUAUUUCUAUGUCAGAGCAAUCUCAUCUAGCUGUUUUGACUUUCCCAUUCUAGCAAACAACCAUGAGAUGAAGAUAAAUAAAAAAAACAUUUCUCUCAAAUAUGUAAACUGGUAUUGGCAUCUAAUUAAUGCAUCAACUGAUUUUUUUGUCAUCAAUAUGUCAAGGAAGGAAACUACAUACCACAGUGAGUGAUUAUGUGAAUUAGUUCAUGGUUGUUAGGUUUGUUAUUCUUUGAGCCUAGUUCAGCUGACCCAAUCAUAUGUCAUUUGCAAGAUAAUAAUUUCAAACAUGUUUUCAGAAAUACUGCAUAAACAAUUUAAAACUGUUCUAUUAUAUGGUUGCAAUAUAAAAGUCAGCCAUUUUUGUACAUUACACUGAGUAACAUAACUAAAUCACUUUAUAUUUCAUAUAUAAUUUAAGAUGUGUUUGAAGAUUUUUGUCUAAACACAGGUUUUAGUCAAGUGCCAUUUCAUAUACAGUAUUUAAGAAGUUUAAUGUGAAAAUGCGAGAAAAAAGUGCUAGAAAAUAUUUGGGGCAGCAUAAAAAUGCAUUCUUAGAAGAGGGUUGCAGGAAAAUCUAGUUAGUUCUGAUGAAAUGACUGAUGGAAAAGGUUAUAUCAUGUUACAGCAUUGGAAGAAGAAAUGUUCUUAUUAACUGCUUUGCAGAUGAAUUUUAAUGUGGAUGUUUACUUUUUAGAAGAACUUUUUUGAAAUCAGGGAAAUUGUGGACUUCAGAAAAGCUAUUAUCUUCCAUUGGAAUCAGCUGCUUCGUAUUUUGUCAGAUGCAAAGAAUUGGACCAUUCAUGAGGUUGCAUCAUAGAAGAUUUAUUCAAGUGUAUGUACAAGAAUCUAGUCAAUUAAUGGACAGCACUAAAUUAGUGCUAGAUAAGGGUCAACAGAAUUCAACGGGAACUGGACUUGGAUCUCUUGUGGCAAUGCAAGGGCAUUAAACUGAUGAUGCAUUUAACUAUUCCCAGUCUUCUAUCCAUGUUGAAUUGAUUAAUCUAACGUGCUGGCCAUGCCCAUGCCUGGUUUAGUGAAGCGGUAAAAAGUCCUGAUACAUCACGUGACGCUGCUGUGACGACAUGAGUUUGAUACCCCUGUACUAACCGAAUAUUAUAAUUGCUCUUUAAAAUGAAAUCCAAUAAAAUUCAUUGUUUUCAUUUUUAAUUGAUCCAAAUUAUAAUCCCUGCCUUCUAUAAAAUUUUUACAUGUCUUGUAUUAAUUCUAGAUUAUUUUAUAGCACCAAAUUAAGUUACACAAUUGCUUAUGUUGUUCAGCUUUCCAUUAUAAAUAAGCAGGGUUAUUCAUGUUCAAGUUCCAUUUAAGAAAAGUUUCCAAAUUGAAAAGCUACAUUUACCUACAUAGUAGGCAUACUAUAAUUCCUAGGAAUUACCAAGUUUCAGAACAAUAUUAAUAGCCUGCAUUCUUCUGCUAAUGCAUGGAAUGACUAAGGCAUAUGAGAACAUCUCUUUAUUACACUAAACUCAUAUUUUGCAAGAAUCAGUCCACAAAGAUUAAUGAAUUUUAGACUGUUGAUUUUUUUCAGGGCACUACUUUACAGUACACGAUUAUUUUUUAAAAAAAAUCUUUCCCAAGUUAUGCUGUACUCUGGUGAUUAUAUGAAUACAAACAACAUUUUUAUCAUUUUUUUCUUGGGCUUAUAUUGUUCUCCAAUUGUUAUUUACGCCAAGUUUCCAAGCCAUCUUUUAUAAAUAAGACCAAAAACAGUUCAUACAGAAAACUAAAGAGUCAUAAAGUCAUUUUUAGUU
This is a messenger RNA of Notechis scutatus (mainland tiger snake), 3102 nucleotides long. Lineage: Eukaryota; Metazoa; Chordata; Lepidosauria; Squamata; Elapidae. The record is from RefSeq and is a predicted model, not a curated record.